UUUGGAGAUCUGGGUUGCACAGGCAUUAGAUAUUCAUUACAAAUCGACAGCUACUUGUUUGGAGACGCUUUUUAGCCAAAGCAACUCCAAAUGUCUCCUUGAAUAAGUCUGGGUCAAGGGCAAAAUGGAGAUAGUUUAUCAUUCAACCCUUGUGGGAUUUAAAUCUCCAUCUUUUUGGUUACUAACACAGAUAUUGAACCACUAGGUUUCAUCUGCAGCGUAGCGGAGCAGCGCGCAACGGGACACCGGCGUUUCCAUUUACGCACGUCGUUCGCCCGCGUUUUAACGCGUUGGACUGCUGUUAUUGUUGACGAAUCUUACAAUGGGACACCUGAGCAACGCAUCGCACCCGGUCAACUCCACCGACCCGUUCGGACGCGACGAAGAAGUCGCGAAAAUCGAGAUCGCGGUCCUCAGCGUCACCUUCGCGGUCGCCGUGAUCGGGAACUGCAGCGUCCUGGUGGCCAUCCACAACACCAAGAAGAAAACCUCCCGCAUGCAUCUGUUCAUCAAACACCUGAGCCUGGCAGACCUAGUGGUCGCGUUUUUCCAAGUCCUUCCACAGCUGUGCUGGGAAAUAACCUUCCGUUUCUACGGACCGGACUUUCUGUGCAGGAUCGUCAAGCACCUGCAGGUGAUGGGCAUGUUCGCGUCCACUUACAUGAUGGUUAUGAUGACUCUAGAUCGCUAUAUCGCCAUCUGCCACCCUCUCAAGACCCUCCAGCAGUCCACCCGGAGGUCCCACAUCAUGAUCGCAGGCACGUGGGUCAGCAGUUUGCUCCUCAGCACCCCUCAGUACUUCAUCUUCUCCCUCAGUGAGAUCCAGAACGGCUCUGAGAGUAUCUUUAUUUCAAGCAUUUACAGUCAUUGUUUAUGUGUCUGUGCGCGUCUAGAUUCGGAGAACACGGCCGUCACUCUGUCUGCGCUGCUGGCCAGUCUGAACAGCUGCUGUAACCCGUGGAUCUACAUGGUUUUCAGCGGACACCUCCUGCAGGAUUUCGCUCACUGCUUCCCCUGCUGCCACAAGAUCCAGCAGAGCUUCCGGAAGGAGGAUUCGGACAGCAGCCUACGGAGAACCACCCUGCUCACCAAGAUCGCCAACCGCAGCCCCACGUGUAGCUCAGGCACCUGGAAAGAGUUCGAUCACUCGCCCAAAACCAGCAGGUUGGCUCCGGCCGAGACGUGACGCAGGCGGCCCCUGGGAAUGUGACUUUAUUGAUCCGCACUUUGGUGAGACUCUCACAGCAGGGCUUUAAAACUCCAGGCUUUGGAUGCUGAUUGAGCUCCAGAUGAGAUAAAGCACACUAUUACUGCUCCGGAGAUGCGAUGGAGAUCAUUCUGUUUCGUUUAAGCAUGGACUCGAUUGAGUCACUUGUAAUCAUCCAGUAAGAGUCUGGAGCUGUGAAAUGAAUGCGCAUAGCGGCUCAGAUCAUUUUAUGAGAAAUUAUUGAGUUCAUAUGGAGAUCUGAGCACAGUUUGAGAUAUUGUUGAGAUCUCUUUUGGGACUUCCUCGCUACUUCAGCUGGAAUCUCCAUUUGAUCGUCUCAUUGCUGUCGGAGAUUCAGUCUUCUUGCUGUAGAACAGAUUUUUUAAAUACAAUUAUGUUAAUAAAAGUUAUAUGGACA
Sinocyclocheilus grahami is the source of this 1625-nucleotide messenger RNA. It is a transcript of the gene avpr1aa, whose product is annotated as arginine vasopressin receptor 1Aa. Bases 323 to 1186 code for a protein of 287 amino acids. The transcript has 2 exons. Gene Ontology annotation, cellular component: plasma membrane. Gene Ontology annotation, biological process: cellular response to hormone stimulus; positive regulation of vasoconstriction; G protein-coupled receptor signaling pathway. Gene Ontology annotation, molecular function: peptide binding; vasopressin receptor activity. Lineage: Eukaryota; Metazoa; Chordata; Actinopteri; Cypriniformes; Cyprinidae. The record is from RefSeq and is a predicted model, not a curated record.